Messenger RNA from Drosophila takahashii, 1442 nucleotides. It is a transcript of the gene slp1, whose product is annotated as sloppy paired 1. Gene Ontology annotation, cellular component: nucleus. Gene Ontology annotation, biological process: regulation of transcription by RNA polymerase II. NCBI's taxonomy places the organism in Eukaryota, Metazoa, Arthropoda, Insecta, Diptera, Drosophilidae. Gene Ontology annotation, molecular function: DNA-binding transcription factor activity; sequence-specific double-stranded DNA binding. The record is from RefSeq and is a predicted model, not a curated record.
CUCAAGCGCAAACAUCUCAAGCGAUCCCAAAAGUCGUGAGUGAGAAACAGAAAAAACCAAAGAUAUUUAUAUCAACACAAGUAAACAUGGUGAAAAGUGAAAUGGAAUUCAAGAGCAACUUCUCCAUCGAUGCCAUUCUGGCCAAGAAACCCACAAUCCAACAACAACCCAUCAAAACCGAACCGGUGCAGCAUCAUCAUCAUCUCAACCAGUACGUUCAUCCGUACUCCAAUUCCGAUGGCGAACUCUCGGCCUCGGAGGAUUUCGAUAGCCCCAGCAGGACCAGCACACCCAUGAGCAGUGCCGCCGAAUCGUUGUCCUCGCAGAAUAACGAUAAACUCGAUGUGGAGUUCGACGAUGAGCUGGAGGAUCAACUCGAUGAGGAUCAGGAGAGCGAGGAUGGCAAUCCGAGCAAGAAGCAGAAGAUUAGCUCGGGCAGCGAUACCAAGAAGCCGCCUUACAGCUACAAUGCCCUCAUCAUGAUGGCCAUCCAGGACAGCCCCGAACAGCGAUUGACUUUGAACGGGAUCUAUCAGUAUCUGAUCAAUAGAUUUCCCUACUUCAAGGCCAACAAGCGCGGCUGGCAGAACAGCAUUCGUCACAACUUGAGUUUGAACAAGUGCUUCACGAAGAUCCCGCGGAGCUACGAUGAUCCCGGCAAGGGCAACUACUGGAUCCUGGACCCCUCGGCCGAGGAGGUUUUCAUUGGCGAGACCACUGGGAAGUUGAGGCGGAAGAAUCCCGGCGCCAGUCGCACUCGUUUGGCCGCCUAUCGUCAGGCCAUCUUCUCACCCAUGAUGGCUGGUUCUCCCUAUGGAAACCCGGCUCCAGCUUAUGGAUAUCCUGCUGCCGCCGUUCCUUUUGCCGCUGCUGCAGCUGCCGCUUUAUAUCAACGCAUGAAUCCCGCCGCCUAUCAGGCUGCCUAUCAACAGAUGCAGUACCAGCAGGCUCCCCAGGCUGCCCAUCCCCAUCAUCAUCACCAUCAGUCGCCUCAUCCCGCCCAAAUGCAGGGCUAUCCGCCCCAGCUAAACGCCGAGUUGUUCCAGCGCAUGCAGUUCUUUGGCAAAUUCCCAUCCAGCUAAAUUAUCCCGGGAGCCGGCGCAAAACCAAGCCCAGCGCUUUGGAUCAACAAAAAAAAACCCAGGAAAACCCAGGGACUAGGGUCGCUUUGGGGGAAGAAAACUAGGACUAAACCCGUGACGUCUAAAUGCUGCAAUUUAGCAAAUUCUUUUGGUCAUUUCCCCACUGACCGCUUCGCUUCUUCAGCGGGUCCUGCGAAUCGACCUGGAAAGUCGAUGGUUAACAGCAAGAAAAGAGCAGCGAAUUCUUCAGAAUUGCCGGUCUUCAAACGAGGCCAAUUUUUCGCCUGCCGACGGGCCCUCGUAGUUUGCUACCCAUUUAUGUACAUAUUUAAAUAAGAAUUAAUAACAAAAAAUUUAAAA